This is a messenger RNA of Vicia faba (fava bean), 1596 nucleotides long. NCBI's taxonomy places the organism in Eukaryota, Viridiplantae, Streptophyta, Magnoliopsida, Fabales, Fabaceae. The record is from the annotation of a GenBank genome assembly.
AUGGCGAGUGUGGAAAUUGUUGAUUUGUCUAGUGAUGAUGAAAGUGAAAAGGCCGUUCCAAUUGCGGUUAAAUUGGAGCCGGGGUAUGUUACGGCUGCAGAGAGAGAGCGCGUGAGUGGUGAUCGGAGACUAGUCAAAUGUCAUAGUUAUUCUAGUGUGUUGGAGCAGGGACCGUCGCCAAUUGAUGAUACUGGCAUUUCGUAUGCAUCAUCCGUUUGUGCCGCACCCCUCUCCAGGCAGUUUUGGAAAGCUGGGAGCUAUGAUGACAGACAAGGUUCUCAAAUGUCAGUUAAAGAUGGAAAUAACUAUCUACAUGUACACCCCAUGUUCCUUCACUCAAAUGCAACUUCGCACAAGUGGGCAUUUGGCGCCCUAGCAGAGCUUCUUGAUAAUGCUGUUGAUGAGAUCCAAAAUGGGGCUACCUUUGUCAGUGUAGAUAAAAUUUCAAAUCCAAGAGAUGGAAGUCCUGCAUUAUUGAUUCAAGAUGAUGGCGGUGGCAUGGAUCCGGAAGCAAUGCGUCGCUGCAUGAGCUUUGGAUUUUCAGAUAAAAAUUCAAAGCUUGCUAUUGGACAGUAUGGAAAUGGCUUCAAGACCAGCAGUAUGAGGCUUGGUGCAGAUGCUAUAGUCUUCAGUCGCCAUCUGAAUAAUGGGAUUUUGACUCAAAGCAUUGGACUUUUGUCAUAUACAUUUCUGAUGCAGACACAACUUGACAGAAUAGUAGUACCAAUGGUGAAUUAUGAGUAUAAUACCUCAACUUCAUCGCUGGAUGUGUUAAAUGGCAAAGAACAUUUUAUGGCAAAUUUAGAAUUGCUGUUGCGUUGGUCACCAUAUUCAUCCGAAGCCGAUCUUCUGAAACAAUUUCAAAACAUGGGAUCUUACGGUACUAAAGUUAUUGUCUACAAUUUGUGGUUCAAUGAUGAGGGGAUUACUGAGUUAGAUUUUGAUACAGAUCCCAAGGAUAUUCGCAUUGCUUGGGAUGUCAAGAAGAUCAGUACUAUACCUACACGGAAGAGAAUCCAAGAGGAACAUAUUGCGAAAACAUUUCGUUACUCAUUACGUGUGUACUUGUCCAUACUGUACUUGCGGUUACCAAAAACUUUCCAAAUUAUAUUGAGAGGGCAAGCUGUGAAGCCCCAUAGCAUUGCUGACGAUCUUAAACUUGUUGAAUUUAUCAAAUAUACACCGCAAUGUGCUGGACCUGUAGAGGAACUUUUUGUAACAAUUGGAUUUCUUAAGGAAGCCCCUCAUGUCAAUAUACAUGGUUUCAAUGUGUAUCACAAACAUCGGCUGAUACUGCCAUUUUGGCAGGUUGUAAGAUAUUCAGACAGUAGAGGCAGAGGAGUUGUUGGUAUCAUGCAAGCAGAUUUUGUUGAGCCAACUCAUGAUAAACAAGAUUUUGAGAGAACUUCCUUGUUUCAAAAGCUAGAAGCGCGAUUAAAGUCAAUGACAUGGGAGUACUGGAACAUAGAGAAAGGGAAAUUGGAAGGAACUUGCGAUUUUUUAUUGAUAGAACAAAUGAAAUACAAUCUGAAAAACUAUAAGAGCAGUUUGCUCUCUCAGAAGAUAACUUCUUCUGGCCUAGUAACUUCCAAAUAA